GCCCGCGAGGCGGGCGGGUGGGAGCCGUUGCUGUGCGCCAUGGCCUACCAGGGCUUCGCGCAGGAGUACCUGGGCAUGCCGGCCGUGACGCGGGCCUACACCACAGCCUGCGUGCUCACCACCGCCGCCGUGCAGCUGGAGUUCAUCACCCCUUUCCAGUUGUACUUCAACCCUGACCUCAUCUUCAGGAAGUUCCAGAUAUGGAGGCUGAUCACCAACUUCCUCUUUUUUGGGCCACUGGGAUUCAGUUUCUUUUUCAACAUGAUAUUUCUGUACAGGUACUGCCGCAUGCUAGAAGAAGGCUCCUUCCGUGGAAGGACAGCUGACUUUGUUUUCAUGUUCCUCUUUGGAGGGUUUCUCAUGACACUAUUUGGACUCUUUGCCAGCCUGUUUUUCCUGGGCCAGGCUUUCACCAUCAUGCUGGUGUACGUGUGGAGUCGCAGGAACCCUUAUAUUCGCAUGAACUUCUUUGGGCUUCUUAACUUCCAGGCCCCCUUCUUGCCCUGGGUCCUGAUGGGAUUCUCUCUGCUCCUGGGCAACUCCAUAAUCAUUGACUUACUGGGGAUUGCUGUGGGUCACAUCUAUUAUUUCUUGGAAGAUGUUUUUCCCAACCAGCCUGGAGGGAAGAAGUUGCUGUUAACCCCUGGCUUCCUGAAGAUGGUAUUUGACACACCAGAGGAGGAUCCCAACUAUAACCCUCUCCCUGAAGACCAUCUGGAAGACCAACUUGGAGACCAGGACCAGAACCAGCGUCCACACUAACACAUGGGACUCUUCUAUGUGGCCAGAUUCCUCUUUUCUGGAUGGACCGAUGCUAUGGCCCAGAGAUCCUACUGGAGUAACACCAGUUGACAUUCUGAUGUGUCAUGUUUCACUGUUUGUAUGGGUAACCCAUUUUCCCCUUGUACUAAGUGGUUCCAAAGAGCUUUGCACAUAAGAACUGAUGAAUGCUUAUGGAGGUGUUCUAGGGACAGGGACUGGAAGCUGUGAUGGCUCCUCAGUUACGGGGGAGUAAAUUAUCAAAUGGGGUGUUAAACCAGUUGCUCCUUCUCUUGCUGUUUGAUUUGAUGUGUCACUCUUGCCCUCUGUAGAAUGCUCCUGGCUUUCCUGGUUGUGGACUUUCAAUGAAGUAGUACUCCCAACUCUGUCACGGUAGAAUGCAGCUCAGCCUCUUCCUUGCCUCUCAGUCCCCCACUCCUUUUUGGGUUUUGUUUCCAAAGAGUCUUUACAUUAAAGUCUUUAUUUUUCAGUAGUGUGUCCAUUUCUGCCAGGGGCAGAGGCAGCAAUUCACCAGUUCUCAUCAGGACUUGGAUCACAGCUGCAACGUUGCUUGCUUGGGCUUUUCUUUUUUUGGUGGAAGCAAAGUUCAGGCUAGCUGGAAGAUGUCCUUGCCCUCCUUUGUCAUCAGGACUGCAAAGCAUGAGGGGGAUGCCUGUGUGUGGAGGUGUCUGUUAGAGAAAGGGAUGCCUAGGAAAGGACAGGGGACAGAGCUGGAUGCUUGAUCUAUGCAGUGACUGGAAGUGGCACUUGACACUGGUAAUAAAGGCUGUCUGCACAUGCAGUUUAA
Messenger RNA from Melopsittacus undulatus (budgerigar), 1567 nucleotides. RefSeq names its product derlin-2. Gene Ontology annotation, cellular component: endoplasmic reticulum membrane; Hrd1p ubiquitin ligase ERAD-L complex. The transcript is spliced from 7 exons. Lineage: Eukaryota; Metazoa; Chordata; Aves; Psittaciformes; Psittaculidae. The coding region runs from base 40 to 762 and encodes 240 amino acids. The record is from RefSeq and is a predicted model, not a curated record. Gene Ontology annotation, molecular function: ubiquitin-specific protease binding; misfolded protein binding. Gene Ontology annotation, biological process: endoplasmic reticulum unfolded protein response.